Saccostrea echinata is the source of this 3906-nucleotide messenger RNA. Its product is annotated as DNA (cytosine-5)-methyltransferase 3B-like. Bases 230 to 2881 code for a protein of 883 amino acids. The transcript has 20 exons. Gene Ontology annotation, biological process: regulation of gene expression. Gene Ontology annotation, cellular component: nucleus. NCBI's taxonomy places the organism in Eukaryota, Metazoa, Mollusca, Bivalvia, Ostreida, Ostreidae. The record is from RefSeq and is a predicted model, not a curated record. Gene Ontology annotation, molecular function: methyltransferase activity.
CUAGAUUUGAAAAUAGCAGACAAUUUUUUUUUCCUGCUAAAGGCUGGAAAUUUAAAACCUUCAAUUAAACUGAUAACGGUUACUGCACCGAUCAUAAAAUGGAAUAAAAGCCUCUUGAUGCACUUUAUUUGCACUGUGGAAUUGUGUGACAUAUUUUUGCAUCUACGUGAACUGUUUAGUCUGUCUAGACAUUUUGUCAGUUAAUUUCGGAAACUAGGUGAACUACCACAUGAAAUUUACAAAAUGUGUGUAUGUUUUCUUUCAGGGUUUUGACAUCCCUGAUCAAUCUCAGAAUUAUUCGGAUUUUUCAUUGCCGGAUACCUUUAGCGACAAUUGCAACUCAGCAAAAAUUGACCUAAAUUCAGCCACUGACCCUGCUUCAAGUAAAAGGCCUAAUUCCAAGAAUAAUCUAGGACAGACCAGGAAGAAACCAAAGGCUCGGAGAUUUAAUAUUGAUACUCCCUCUGCCAACUCAGGAAAAUCAAUGAGACGGAAGCCAAAGUUAGAUGAAUUCAGACAGCAUAAAGAUUUCCGGAGACCGUUUAUGUACAGGAGAUUAAAAUUACAGAAAAUGAAGUUGAAGACCACACUGACUAAUAAAAACCUGCAGUGUCACAUCUCCUGUACAACUUCUCUGUACAGUGUUGUAAGGCGAUCCAAGGGUCAUGAGUCUGACCUUCAGAAAAAAGAGGGACUUAGGGGUCAUGAGUCUGGCUUACAGAAAAAAGGACCUAACAGUCACAAGUCUGGCUCACAGAAGAAAGAGGAACCGAGAGGUCAUGAGACCGGUCCACUGAAUAAAGAGAGACUUAAGGACCCUAAGUCUGGUCCUUGGCAAAAACAGAGGUCAUCCAAUGAAUGUGGCAGCUCCUCAAAAAUUUCGAUAGAGAAAGGUAGUUCAUCUGAAACUGAGAAGGGAUGUUAUACUGAAACUGAAAGUAGAAGGAAAACUCGAAGCUCUUCUGAAAGUACAUCAAGUUCAGGAACAAAUGAAGCUCUGCAAUCGGUUUCAGCACUUUCAGAUUCCUCAAUCCCAAUGGAGUCAUCAGACGAAACUCAGGAUAAUCAUGUUGGGAAAAUAGUGUUUGCAAGCCUUAAAAACACUGCCAGUAUAUCUAGAUGGUGGCCAGCUAUCGUUAUAGAGGGCAAGGAAGUGAAUAAACCAGAGAAGGCAGGGUUUGUCUGGAUCUUUUGGUUUGGAGACCAUAGGAUAUCUCAGGUUAUGGCCAGUAAUAUAGUGGAUUUUCCAUCCAAUUUUACUCAAUACGGAUUGUGCAAUAAGAUAGUGAAGAAUUGUCCAAACUUUAACAAAGGUCUGAGCGAAGCUAUUCAGAUCUGUGCUGAGAGGGUUGCCAGAGACACAGAGGAUAUAUAUGAAGAGGAACUACUAAUGUGGGCAAAAGAUGGCUUCCCCUCAGAUCAUGGACAUUUCUUGCCUGAUCAAAAUGACCCUUUACCUCUUAUGGUGAAAAACUACCUCAUGAAGAUAAAGGACAAUUUGAAACAUGUAGAAACAUCCAAAAAAAGAUCUCCAAAUAAGAGUGCAGUAAAAGCGCUGAAAGCUGGUGAAAAGGAAUUAUCUGAAAUCUGCCUAUCUUGUGAUGACAUUGAACAUGUGGAGGUUGAGGAUCAUCCUUUAUUCUUUGGGGGACUCUGUAAAACAUGCAAGGAGGAAUGGAAAGAGAGCAUACAUAUCUAUGAUGAUGAUCAAACCAAUACUUUUUGUGUGAUUUGUUCUACUGGAGGAGAUCUUGUCGUAUGUGAAGAUGUAAACUGUGGAAAGUCAUACUGUGUGGAGUGUAUCAAAAACUUUCUAAGUGAAGGGCAGCUCAAAAAAAUAAAAGACACUAAGAUUUGGAACUGUUUUCUAUGUACUACUUACACUAAGCCCACCCAUGGAGUUCUUAUCCCCCGUCCUAACUGGAGGGACAAAACAGUCCACAUCUUUGAUUCUGGAUACAGAACUGAUAUGUCACCUUCAUUUUUCAAAGGUCCCAAACAGACAGUAAGGGUAUUGUCUCUCUUUGAUGGAAUCUCAACCGGAAAGGUGGUUUUGGACAGUCUUGGUUUUGAAGUAGAAACAUACUAUGCUAGUGAGAUAGAUGAAGAAGCCAUCUUGGUUUCUAUGGUAAAUCAUGGAGACACAGUGCAGCAUCUUGGAGAUGUCAGAGAACUUACCCCUGAAAAACUGGAUAAACUUGGAAGAAUUGACGUUUUGAUGGGAGGUUCUCCUUGUAAUGAUCUGUCUAUAGUAAACCCAGCACGGAGAGGUUUGAGUGAAGAGGGGACGGGGUACCUAGUGUUUGAGUUUGCAAGGGUACUGGAGUAUCUACAGUCAAAGUCCCGAGCCCAGGGCCAGCACCUCUUCUGGAUGUUUGAAAAUGUGGCUUCUAUGAGAGCAGAAAUUAGAGACAACAUCAGUGAAUGUUUCAAGUGUCCCCCUGCCUUAUGGGAUGCUAAGUAUGUUUCACCUGCCUCACGUGCUAGGUAUUUCUGGGGGAAUAUUCCUGGCAUGUACAGUACUCCUUUCUUGAAAAAUCCCAACUCCAGUGAGGACUUUCAUUUGAACGAUGUCCUUUAUCUACAGAACAUUAGAUCAUCCAGGUACAAGUCAAUCCGUUGCAUCACUGGGAAAAGGAACUCUCUGAAGCAGGGAAGGAAUGAGGACCAGUUAGUUAUACUGAUGAAUGGGAGGGAAGACAAUAUGUGGAUCACUGAAACUGAAAGAGUAUUUGGAUUUCCAGAGCACUACACAGAUGUAGGAAACAUGUCGGUUACUGCUAGACACAAGCUGAUUGGCCAGUCCUGGAGUGUUCCUGUAGUAAAGGGCAUUCUAUUCCCACUCAGGGAAUUCUUUCUCACCAAAGAUGAUCUCAAAUAAAUGUGAUAAGUAUUUUUAGGUUUUUAUGGUAAUUGAAUAGAAAUGCUUGGUUGAAUUGACUUUUUAUGAACUAAUGGUAUUGAAUGAAAUUUUUAAAAUUAUACUGAUUUUACCUUGAUUCUUGAAACUGUAUUUUCAAUAUGGUCAGUAAAUGAAGUGUUUCAUAAGAGGACUUCUAUCUCAUACGUGUAAAUGAAUUGAGGUUUUUUUUCCAUGAAGUAGUUUUAUUAAAUGAUUUUUUUUUAAAUUAAUAAAUUAAAAUCAUAUGAUGAUCUGUUAUUUAAGAUUCUCUUGCAAUUGUUUUUGUUUUUUUUUAAUGCUUGAAUUGUAAGGCUUUGAAGGGGUUAUGUAUGUGAUAUCACUUUACUGCAAUUUUACUGGAAAGUCUUUGAUUGUUAGUUCAAAUGUGGCACAUUAAAUUAUUGGCGUCUCCUUUUGAGAUGGGAAAAUAAAUACCAGUUUUGUUUAUGUCAAAGUCAGGACCAAAAGCUUUUUAUACUUUCAUUUUUUAUUAUCAUGAUAGAAGUCCUUUAAUUAAAGAUGCUUAAAAAAUUAAAUUCUAAGAUAAUUUAGAUAUUGUGUUGAUUGAUAUACAGUUAUUAAAUUGUGUGAUUUGUGCUUAUUAAAUGUCUGUUAUUGGUUGAUGAAUGAAAUGUUGAAUUCUUUGAUAAUUUAAUAUUGUAUAAUGAUAGAUGAGGAACUUAAUAUUUUGUGGCUUAUUAGAUUUUCAUCAUUUUUAAAAAUAGAAAUAAUUGAUCCUUACUGAUUGGACAAGAUUUCUGUGUUUAUCUUGUGAUAACUAAAGAGGCCAUAUUACCAUUUGUGAUAAUCUAUAUGUAAAGUUAUACAUAUUUUGAAUUUAUUGUGAUUUAUUUGGUAUCUACUUGAUGUUUCCUACUCAAAAAUGGCAUUGGAGCAUUCAGCAGGAUAUAUACAUGUACGUGGGAGGUGUUGCUUUGUAUUUCGAGGUAUUUUAAUGUUUACAUUUAUGGCAGGCAGUUUUCAAAUAUAUUUCUUUUUCACUA